AUGACAAAACUAAAGCAUCCAAAAUUGCACAAUCCAAUUGAGAAACAGUUUAACGAUAUAACUAGAUUUCACUACUUUUUGUUCUUUUUGUUAUUCUCGAGCAAACUUCCAAUAUUCUGGCACAUAUUGAACUUGAUUUUCCUUUCGCCACCAAUUGAUUAUAUUUGCCACGAUGGAUCGAAAAAUUCAACAAAGAAUUUAUGUCCGUGCGAUGUACCAAUCUGGGAUAGAAGUGUGUUUCUUGAAACCAUGCAGUCGAAAUUCGGAUUGCAUUGUAAUAAGUACUGGCUGAUCAAUUUUUCGCAUUGCAUUAACUUUCUUGGUCUUUUGAUUGGAGGACUUGUGUUUGGGUUCCUGUCUGAUAAGUUCGGACGACUUAAGAUGUAUGUGACAAGUUGUUCUAUACUAGGUGUAACUGGGUGUCUAUUGACUGUGAUGCCCACUAUAGCAGCAUUCACUUUAAUGAGAUUCUUAGAAGGAGUUGGUUCUGGCGGUGCUAUAAUAACAGGAUACGUACUUUGUAUUGAAUACUGCGGUCUAAGACAUAGAGAAGUAAUAACUGCAUUGUAUCAUGUGCCAAUUAAUCUAAGCCAUAUCACGCUACCAGUUGUUUCAUACUUAUGGCGUCAUUUUGAUCACUUUCAAUUGGCUAUUUCUAUUCCAAUAUUUCUGUUUAUAUUUGUCUGGUGGUUGGCAAUGGAAUCACCUAAAUGGUUAAUGGAUAAUGAUGAUAUAGAUAAGGCCGUUGAUGUUAUGGAAAAAUAUGGAAAAUUUAAUGGAAAGCCAUGUGAAAAUAUCAGAGAACAGAUUGAAGAAUUCUUAGACCAUCAUAGUAAUAAAUCGAGGCGGCACAUGAAAUUCUGGGAGAUCUUUAAACAUAAAACACUUUCUAUUAACCUUGGCUGUAUGUCUGUUGUAUAUUUUCUGUGUGGAAUUGGAUAUUAUGGAGUUUCACAAAUGAUUGGUAAAAUGAGUGGAAAUAUACACAUAAAUGUUACUGUGUCAGGAGCUAUGCUGCUACCGGGAACCAUCGCAUCUAUAUUCUUACUGAAAUUGCUAAAUAGAAGAACGUUUUUAAUGUCUACAAUUUUUUUUUCAGGACUGUUUAUGGUCAUCGCCGUUUGCAUACCAUUUCAUUUAUCGUGGUUGAGAGUGCUCAUAGCUUGUAUUUGUAACUGUUUCUUUUUUAUGUCUUUUAUCAUUGUAUUUUUAUAUGGUGUGGAGCUCUUUCCUACUUCAGUAAGAAACUCUGCCUUAGGUUUUUUAUCAUUUCUGUCUAGAGUUGGCCAAAUAGCCGCACCGCUCGUAAAUGAUCUUCAUGAAACAACUUCGGGUAUUAUCUUCGGUGUUUUGGCAUUGUUGGGUACAGUAUUGUGCUACUUACUACCAGAAACAAAGAAUGUUGAACUACCUUCUUCUUUAGAUGAUACAAAAGUAUUAGGAAGAAAAAAGGUUCUGUUAGAAGAUGACGACAAUAUUACAAUAAAUUCUCCCAUGCAAAUAUCGUAGUUGAAUAAUGAAUAAUAAUAAAAAAAAAUAUCACAUCAAAUCUAAUGGAGGUUAUUUUUUGAGAAUUAUAUUAACAAUACUUUAUAUGAUUAGGUAAUCUACAUGAUGUAAAAACAAUCACUACGAGAUCACCAGAAUAACUAUAAGAAUUUCUUAAUAUUAUAUAUUUUAGUAUUAUUAAUAAAAGUAUAUCAUAUAACAUUCCUUUCUCAUUCAAAACAUACAAUGAAAAAGUAAAUUCAUUAACAAAUAAACUUUUACAGUGCUAGGUAAAUAAGAAGCAGAUAAUAAUCUAGUAUGAGCCAUUCAGGACUAGCUUUGCUUUAUAUUUUUAUUAAAUAACUUGCUGACUCGGCAGACUACGUACUGCUUCAAUCGAUAAAUAAAAGACCUAAACUUUUGUAUAAAAUAAACUUAAAACAAACAAUAGGAAUCCUUUUUUUUUAUUAUAACAAAUAAAAAACAGUGCUCGGUAUGAAUGAAAUUUUAUUAUUAUUUUCGAUUAGAAACGAAAUAAUACUGGCUAUUUAUAAGGAUUCAAUUUGCUAUUG
Messenger RNA from Leptidea sinapis, 2060 nucleotides. RefSeq names its product solute carrier family 22 member 3-like. Lineage: Eukaryota; Metazoa; Arthropoda; Insecta; Lepidoptera; Pieridae. The record is from RefSeq and is a predicted model, not a curated record. Gene Ontology annotation, biological process: transmembrane transport. Gene Ontology annotation, molecular function: transmembrane transporter activity. The transcript is spliced from 3 exons. The coding region runs from base 1 to 1509 and encodes 502 amino acids. Gene Ontology annotation, cellular component: membrane.